Messenger RNA from Ascoidea rubescens DSM 1968, 417 nucleotides. RefSeq lists its product as uncharacterized. The annotation marks the transcript as partial. The transcript has a single exon. NCBI's taxonomy places the organism in Eukaryota, Fungi, Ascomycota, Saccharomycetes, Ascoideales, Ascoideaceae. The record is from RefSeq and is a predicted model, not a curated record.
UUUACUGGCACUUCAUUCAUCCUAUUUCCUCUCUCUUCAAUCAAUGUGUUUGGUCCUGCUUGGUAUUCGUUGAAGAUUUCUCCUGUCUCGCACAAUAAAACCACACUACAAUAUGAUAUAUACUCCAAAAAUGACAUAUCGGAUUUCAAGAAAAACGAAUUUAUCGAAUUUAUUAAACAAUAUGAACUACGCAAGUUCAACCACUGCUUGAAGAUGGCACAUUCAAGCGAUGCUCGAGAUGAGUCCAUUGUGUUUCAACAAACUAAAAAUCACUUUGAGUUGGAAAAUAAAAACGGAAGUCCUAUUAAUCCGGCGUUUGUGGGUGGUAAAGCUCCAUCAAAAACAUCUCAGGAAUUGGAUGAAUUAUGCAAACAGGUUGAGUGUCAAUCAGCUAAAAAAUUGAAAUUUGAUUGGUAA